UAUAAGAUUCAGAAUAUUUAAGAGUUCGGAACUGUGAGGUUGCUAUUUUAUAUUUUUUGUGGAGAUAUUAAAAUGGAAAAUAAUACGAAAAGUGAAGACUCUGAAAUUCAGGGAAUAAGUACAGUGACCAAAAAAGAGGAUCCUUCACCUCAAAAUGUACAAAAUUGCUCAGACUCGAAAGUGUCCACAGAUACUAAAAAUACUCAAGUUCGUGUCGUUCGAGGUGCGAAAAAAUUGAAAUUAGAUGCUGCUGAUGGCAAUAAUUCCGAAAAGAAAGAUUCCAAGGAUGAAGAAAAUAACACAGAGGCAAAAGUAAGAUCUCUGAAAAGAUCUUGUGAACUAUGGUCUAUGGAAGACAAAAAUACCUUUUUUAAAGCUUUGAACGAGUAUGGGAAGGACUUUGAUGCUUUGCAGAGUUAUUUCUUAAGUCAGGGAAAGAAGAAAGGUCUGCCAAAUGUUAUGAUAAAAAAUAAGGAACAGAUAAGACAUUUUUAUUACAGAACUUGGUUAAAAAUAUCAAAACACCUAAAAUUUUCAGAAGAUGUAAAAAAAACUUCACAAGAAUUAUAUGGAUUAAUUAAUUAUGGUGAACUUAGAAGAAAGUUACCACGAAUAUAUGAAAAAGUACACUUGAAGUUAAAUGAAUUGAUCUAUUGGGGUUCAACACAAGUCAGACUUAGAGGAAAAACUAUGAGAAUUAAAACACCUAUUUGUAGAGCAUUGCGAAAACUAAAUCAGUUGGAAGAUUGGCAAGAAGAAAUUAAACUUCCCUCUAGAAUAACAAUUGAAUUAAGACCUCAUAAUAAUAUGGCUUGGUGGCAGGUGCAAGCAUCAUCAAUGAAUCCAAGAGUACGUACCUUACUGCCUGUACAAAGACGUUUGUCUAGUUUAUUGAUAUUUCUACAACAAAGGUGGAGACCAGCAAAAUAUAAUACAUCCCCUAAUGUAGAAAAUGCUAUUGUUAAUGAAAUGAAAGAUUCUCGAUUAUUACGAGUGGCACCACCUGAAGGAUGCAAAAUUACCUUGCCAAUGGUGAAUCUUGGAGAGUAUCUCACCAGUAACAGUGUUAGUUUAAAUUCUUAUGAGAAACGUCUAGGAUUAAAAGGUUCCAGAAUGGAUCUGUUAGGGUCAGUGCAAUAUUUAAAAGGGGUUGGAAAAAAGGGAAUAAAAAAGAAUAAAGUGGACAAAAAAUGUGUUAAUCGCACAGAAGAUAAUUCUACUAUGCCAGACAAUAAUAGUGAUAUAGAUGUAAUAGAAUCUGGCAGUAACAUUUCAGAAAAAUUAUCCACUGUUAAUAAUACUGAAAAAUCUAGCUCAGAGCAACAAAUAGAAUUUAACAGGUUUCCAGGUAGAGAAACCAUUGAAAGAAUUCGACAGGGUUGGAAUGUUGAGGAAGCAAACACUAUCACUGUGGGAGAUCUGUUUUUAAUGUUCGGUCGCGAGUCAAAAGUCACAUUGGAAUAUUGGUGGGAUUGGAAUCAACGGGAACAGAACAUUGGGGAGUCUACAUCAACAAGUUUGUGUGACAGUAAUUUAUGUGUAACAUUACGAAAGUUAUUAUCGAUAGCAAGACAUAGUUACGGCACGAGUAAGGUGUAUGAUAGUUCUUCUGGCAGUAACGAAACUGUGAUUUCGUCUCGAGUACUUUCGACGAAAGAAUCAACUUUCAGACGACCAUUGGUUCCACAAACAUAUCACAAAAUUGGAACACCAGAUGCUUUCAAAACACAGUUAGAUAAGUUUAAGACACGUUUUAGUAAACGAGGUAGAACUGUGAGGCAAAAAAGUCUUGUUGUACAAAGGGUUUUGCCAAUAAUAUCCAAUGUGAGCAGUCCAUCAGAAGAUAUAACGUCUACUAAUCCUCAAGAGGCAAAUAAAAUAAAUGAUCCUCCUAUAAAUAAUAAUGGUCAACAAAAUGAUAAACCUCCACCUAUAAUAAUAAAUGAAUCACAGGAAAAAAAUUUUUUGGAUGUACUAGAAGUGGUCAGAGAUCCAAAACCUACUAAUUCCAUUAUAACAAGUGCUACACAAAUACUUAAAGAGGGAGAACACCAAUGGUUGAAUAGUGAGGUAGCAGAUUUUUCAUUAAGUAGUUUCUUAGGUCAACUAGAAUCCCCAAUGAAAAUAUCACAGAGAAAUCAUAAUGAAGACAAUAUUGAAGAUAGUCGUCCAUCAUCCGAUGUUGUAUCACAUAUGCAGUGCCUGAUGGGAGAGAAUAGCGUUGAUUAUAUGGCAAAAUUCGCAAAUCUUGCAUCGCAAAUUGCAUCAGAUGAUAGUAAAAAAUAA
Eufriesea mexicana is the source of this 2286-nucleotide messenger RNA. It is a transcript of the gene crm, whose product is annotated as cramped chromatin regulator. Gene Ontology annotation, cellular component: nucleus. The record is from RefSeq and is a predicted model, not a curated record. The transcript has 9 exons. The coding region runs from base 73 to 2286 and encodes 737 amino acids. NCBI's taxonomy places the organism in Eukaryota, Metazoa, Arthropoda, Insecta, Hymenoptera, Apidae. Gene Ontology annotation, biological process: pattern specification process. Gene Ontology annotation, molecular function: chromatin binding.